Struthio camelus australis is the source of this 1895-nucleotide messenger RNA. NCBI's taxonomy places the organism in Eukaryota, Metazoa, Chordata, Aves, Struthioniformes, Struthionidae. The record is from RefSeq and is a predicted model, not a curated record.
AUGACCAGCUCUGAGCGAUUUAUGCAGGCUACGGGCCUGGGUGGAACGACGGGAGCGGGCCGCGGGCCAGAGCAGAUCGAGAGCAUGAAGCCUGUUAAAGACCGGGUUAUUAAGGUCACUUUCAACGCCGAUGUGCACGCAAGUAUACACUGGAAUUUCAAACCUCAACAAACGGAGAUCUACGUGGUACCAGGAGAGACUGCACUGGCAUUUUAUAAAGCAAAAAAUCCUACUGACAAGCCAGUAAUUGGAAUCUCUACCUACAACGUAGUGCCCUUUGAAGCAGGACAGUAUUUCAAUAAAAUACAAUGUUUUUGUUUUGAAGAACAGCGGCUUAAUCCUCAAGAGGAAGUGGACAUGCCUGUCUUUUUCUACAUUGAUCCAGAAUUUGCAGAGGACCCUAAAAUGGCUAAAGUUGAUUUGAUCACUCUCUCUUACACCUUUUUUGAAGCAAAGGAAGGACACAAAUUACCACUUCCAGGCUAUCAGUAAUAGGCGAUAUCUACAUAAUUGGACUUCUGCUACCUGACCACCAGUUUUGAGACCAUUUUCCCAUGGAAGGAAAAACUGUACAAAAACUACACGAGUACUGUGCAAUAUGAAACUAUAUUCUUAAACCACGGUGGGCACAUGCUGCUGUUCUGACACAAUUUUUUCUAUUUUUUUAAACUCGUAGUUAUAAUUGCCUUAGGAAUAGUAUUUUAUCAUCAAAACAAAAUGAAUCUCUGUGUUUCUAGAAGAAAGGCAGCAGUCUCAAAGCCAUCUCUUAUAAUGAUACAUGUUAAUGAUACAUGUUUUACUUUCCAUACAGAGGAACAUAUCUGUUUAAUAAAUAUCUAAAAUUGUGUUGCUGACUCUGAAGAAUAACUUCCAUUUACCUUGUAUUUUCAGUGAAAACUUUUACAAUAAUGUAUUUAGUCAGUUCAUGAAGUCCCAAACUAAACAAAGUUAGAGUGAAUUGCUAAGUAACCCUUCCCCAGCAGAGGAGAAGGUAAUGAUUCAGUAGAUGAUGCUGCCUCUUUAAUUAUUACUGAAUCAGUAGUUUAUUUGGUAAGAGCAGACUGCUCUGGAACUGUUAUCAUGUGAAUAAGGUACAGUAAACUAAACGUAAGCAUUUCAAAAUGGUGGACUCCUUGUGGAAGUGUCUGACUUGAGAUGGAACUAAUCUUUUUGUAUGUUUCCUGCAGGGUUUGUAAUUAGAAAUACUAUCUCCAAAUUUGGAUAUUGUGUUCAAGUCAUUGAAAAUUAGUACUAACUGUUGCUUUCACCCCUGAGGGGGCCAUACGCUGGGCACCUCUAAAUAGAGGAAAGCUAGGCUUAUGUACUGGCUUUCUCUUCGAAACUUUUCAUACAUAAACAGCUGUUCUGACUUUCAGGUUAACUUAGCAGGCAAAGGUGUCUGCUCAAAAACCAAAGGAAGUCAACCACAUUCAGAGCUUAAGUCCAACAAAGCCUGCCUGGAAGCAUAUCAGUUGAUGGGAGGUACACCUAAGCCUGUAUUUAUGUAACUUUUUGUCAUUAUCUGCAGGGUAGGGAUAAUAACACUUUAUCACUGCUUUGCAAAUGAGGAGCGAAUUGCAGAGCAAGUUUAAAUGACCUACCCAUUUUCAGACAGAAAUUAGUUUACUAGGCCAGUUCUUUCUACCCCUUUCAGUGGACGAGAUCUAACAAAGACAAGUGUUAGUUUGUUCUGACUGUAAAAAGGUAAUGGGUAUAUCAAAAAAACUUUAAAUUACGUUGUCUCACUUAUGUUCACAUACAAACUGAACAGUGUAAAUACAAGGAAACUACCUUUAAAAUGCAUUAUUCUACUAAAUAUCUUUGUAACUUAAAAAAAUCUGGAUGACAGCAAUGUCAGAUCUUCACUGUGUAUUUAUUAAAAUUUUAAAACUUUU